Messenger RNA from Triticum aestivum (bread wheat), 1682 nucleotides. Its product is annotated as ATP-dependent DNA helicase pif1-like. Gene Ontology annotation, biological process: DNA repair; telomere maintenance. The record is from RefSeq and is a predicted model, not a curated record. Gene Ontology annotation, molecular function: DNA helicase activity. NCBI's taxonomy places the organism in Eukaryota, Viridiplantae, Streptophyta, Magnoliopsida, Poales, Poaceae. The coding region runs from base 1 to 1479 and encodes 492 amino acids. The transcript is spliced from 2 exons.
AUGUAUAAUAGAUUGAAUAGAGACCAGUUGCAUGCUUACUCUGCUAUAAUUGAUCGUGUCAAAUCUAGAAAACCUGGUUUUUUCUUUGUCUCUGGAUAUGGUGGUACUGGAAAAACAUUCCUUUGGAAUGCACAUGAUGCUUAUCUUAGAGGUAGUAAGAGGGUGGUGCUGUCGGUUGCAUCCUCAGGGGUUGCUGCCUUGCUUUUGCCUGUGGGCAGAACAGCGCAUUCUAGGUUCAAAAUCCCUAUUGAUUUGCCUGAUUAUGGCAAUUGUGAAAUUAAGAGGUCUACCAUGCUCUCCACUCUAAUUGAAGCGUCUGAUGUUAUUAUAUGGGAUGAGGCGUUGAUGUCCCAUCGGAAUUGCUUUGAGGCCCUGGACCGGUCAUUCCGUGAUGUCCUGUCGGCUAACGAUCCUGCCUUAGCUAAAGUUCCUUUCGGUGGCAAGAUUAUUGUGUUAGGUGGAGACCUUAGGCAAAUAUUACCAGUCAUUGAGGGUGGAUCUCGAGCACAGAUUCUUGCUGCUGCAAUCACUAACUCUCCUCUUUGGAAUAUUGUUGAAGUUCUGCACCUAAACAUUAACAUGCGUUUGACUGCGCACACAGAUGAUCCGGUGCUCCAGUCUGAAGUGGCUGACUUUGCUGAGUGGGUUCUCAGUUUAGGUGAUGGCACAGCACCUGCUGUCGCCCGUGAGGGGGAAUCAGAUCCAUCAUGGAUAACUAUCCCUGAUGAACUUUUAGUACAUGCCGAUGGUGAUAAAAUUGAUGCUAUUGUUCAGGCCGUAUACAAAGAAAUUCCUACUAGGUACUCUAAUGUUGAUUAUCUAAAAGAAAGAGCAAUCCUAACACCAAUGAACGAAACUGCUGAAAAAAUCAAUGAGCAUGUUCUGUCUUUAGUGCCUACUAGUGAGAGAGAGUACCUGAGUUGUGAUACUAUAGGGAAUUCAUCUGAUGCGGUUCGCAAUCAAGAUGCUUUCUACCCUGUCGAAUACUUGAAUGGGAUUAAGGUCAAUAACUUUCCGUACCAUAGGUUAGUACUAAAGGUAGGCGUUCCCAUCAUGCUCUUGAGAAAUCUGAACCAAUCAACAGGCUUAUGUAAUGGCACAAGGCUUAUAAUCACAAAGCUUGCUGAUAAGGUUAUUGAGGCGAUUGUCAUGACUGGUUCAAACAUAGGCGACGUUGUCUUAAUUCCAAGGAUAGGGUUGACCUCCAAAGAUCCUAAAUGGCCUUUCACUUUGCAUCGUCGACAGUUCCCUGUUAGAGUGUCCUGUGCAAUGACUAUUAACAAAAGUCAAGGGCAGACUCUUUCAAAUGUUGGUUUGUACUUGGAUACACCCGUGUUCACGCAUGGGCAGCUCUAUGUCGCAGUGUCUCGUGUUACUUCAAAGAAAUCACUAAAGAUCUUGAUCAAAGGAGAGGAUGAUGAACCUGUUUCUCAGACAAGGAACAUCGUGUUCCCUGAGAUAUUCCAUUCCAUUCGCUAGGCGGGAUUAGUAACACCCUGUAAUAUAUAACCAAUGAAUUUUCUUAGGUAUGUUUUGUGGUUUCUAUAUUCUUCCUGCAUUAGAACCGUGGUUUUUUGCAUAUUUGCCGCUUCUUUUGCCCUAUCUGCCAUGUCCUCCAAUUUCCUGCAUCAAAAAAACUUUUGCGCGCGUGUGUGAUGCUUUCUUUGCCUGCUUGCUCACAU